AUGGCGUCGAGAUUACCGAGUGCCAGUACAAGAAAGAAUGCUCAAGUUACUUGUCAAUUAUGUCAAAGAAGCUCGCCGUUAAAAUGGAAGUGUAAUGAUUGUGACAUAUUAAUGUGCGAUAACUGUAAAACAAACGUUCAUGCUAGAGUAAAAACAGCUACCAGACAUAAAAUAGUCGAAAUUAAGGAUAUAGACUUCAGCGAGCUCAACGAACCGUCUGUUGAUUUAGAUAAUAUUCCAUGUAAGACGCAUUCAACACAAUCGUGCUGUGUGUAUUGUAUUCAAUGCAAAGAAUUGAUAUGUCCGAAAUGCUUGAAAACGCACAAGGGACAUGAUGUUGAGGAAAUUGAAACACAAUACAUUCAGAAUUUGGAAUAUUUGCGGGGAAAUGUUUCAGAUAAUAUUGACCCUAAUGACCUUACAUCUAUUUUUGGAUCGUUGAAUAAACUAAGCAUGCAAACUAUAAUAACUAAUCCGGAAAAAAUCAAUUUGACCAAAACAAAUACGUUUGAAGUUAACCUACCAUUUGUUCAAAUUAUAGUAACAACAAGUGUUAAUUCAGUGUGGAUUACUUGCAUGCAAACAAGAACACUUCAGGAGAUGAAAAUAGAACAGACCCUGAAGUCAUUACGAGAGUACAACGAUAAAUCUAUAUAUGCCAUGGCAAUGUCCAAAACUGGAGAUGUGCUUUUAACUUUAGCAGAAUACAGUCAUCUAUACCGUUUAGACGAAACUGGGAUGAUUGAUGUCGUUCAUGAUUUUAGUCCUCUGCUACCUAAAGCUAUCCAUGCAAAUGGUAACGGUAUAAUUGUCAGUACAAGAGAGAAAGGAGACGCAUUCCCUAUCACUAAACACAGUCGUCGUCAGAUUGUUGUACUUGCUAAAAAAAGAAUAAUUGAAUACGAUAAACAGAACAAACGAUUAUUUUCUCUUAUCGGUGGAUUGACAAUGAAUAAAACAGGACAUAUAUUUGGAAUAGAUUGUCCUUCAUUUGUCUUAAGAAGAAUAGUGAAAGUUGACAACAAUUCAAUUGAAUGGAAAUUCACAUAUUAA
Molecule: messenger RNA, 1053 nt
Organism: Mytilus trossulus (common blue mussel)
Lineage: Eukaryota; Metazoa; Mollusca; Bivalvia; Mytilida; Mytilidae
Exons: 1
Coding region: 1-1053 (350 amino acids)
Molecular function (GO): zinc ion binding
Source: RefSeq, a predicted model, not a curated record